GCGUUAGAUAUGGAGUGUUCAGACUUCACACUUCCGGCGUCGUAGAUAUAUAUCAUAUAUGCAAGGGAGUCCAACUCUCGUUCUCUCGGAAGUCGGACCUCCUCGCUUGCCAAAUUUAAUAUUGAAUUGAGUUAUGAUUGGGCUAAACCAACCGACCGGAACCGGAAGUGAAAGGAGAAGGAACAUCGGAAGUUUACAAUUAACGGUCUCCAUCAUGUAUAAUUUAUUCAUGAAAAGGAUUCCUUUGAGAAACACAAACAUAGCAUAUAACCCCACGUGCUUUUAGGGAUUUUCGAACAGGGAGAAAAAUGGCAGGAAUAGCUCUUUUGUUGGAUCUGUGGAGAAAAAAUAUUGCAGUUUCGAGCCACACCCUGCAUUCUUCCGGGUUAUUCUCUGCAACCUUCGCUGCUUCGACCGCUGCUGCUUCUGUUGCAGCAGCAAGGCCUUUUGCUUCUAGAUUCUUGUUCGGGAUAUCAGUUUCUUUUUGUGAUGCUAACACAGAAUGGACUGAAGACCAUAUUUCCAAUCUACAAAGUGCUUCUAGGAAUAUUUUUCAGCAUGAUUCAAUCAAGUACAACACCAAGGAAUACCCAAUAGAGCAAAAACCUCUAUUCUCAGACUUUGGACUGAGGUCCCUUGCAAUGACUUCCUUGAGGUCCUUCUUGGUUUUCUAUUUGCCUCUUCUGGAACCUCAUUCAGAAAAUGAGGAUGAUGAUGAUUUCUUGCUGGACAAUCCAGAAGAGAACCAUGUAGACUUGGUUACUCCCUUCAAAAAAUCUAUCAAGCAAAUCCUGCGAAAGACUACAGUUAUAACUACAAGACGUGUACUUGAAAGACUUGCUGUUUGUUAUGUUUCACAACGAAUGGCAUGGAAACUUCUUAAGGAUGUGCCCAAAUCAGCAAAGCGCAAGGGAAGGGGAAUGCCCACUUUUGUUUACUUUUACAGAGUCAGUAGGACAACCUUCAGAGGACCCUUGUUAGGAGUUAUGGCAUCAUGGGUUGUCCAAAUUGGAAUUGAGAUAUACGGAUGCUUUGCUCAUAUAAUCAAUAGUGAGCGGGACAAUAAAGUUAAUAAAGAAGAAAUCUGGCUUCAUGGUAAAAAGAUUUCUGCUGCAACUAUAAGGUGCGGUGCAUCCUUAGUUUUUGGUUGUGCUGUUGGGGACUUGGUGGGACCCAUAUUGGUAACAUUUUACUUCGAGAAGGGGCUUCAUCUAGACCUCUAGAGUUGCUGGAUUUGGUGUCUUGUACAUUCUUUGUACCCAACUUAGAAAUAAGAUUGGUGCACUUUGCAUACUUAUCCACUUACUGUGAAGGUGCUCAAAUUAUGGCAGGCAUUAGAAGAUAGAUGUGUCCCACCACCAUUGUCUUUCCCUUCGAAAUUUCAGUCUAGGGCUAUCUUAACUAUUGUGAAGAAUCAGCUAGGUGUAACUGUCAAUGCAGGAAGAAUUUUGUCCUGUCCGAUCUGUCUUCCGGUAUUAAUGGGCCUUUCUCUUUUUGUUCCCUUGGAAUCUUUCAGAUUAUUCCGUUGCCAUUUGAUA
Molecule: messenger RNA, 1538 nt
Organism: Nelumbo nucifera (sacred lotus)
Lineage: Eukaryota; Viridiplantae; Streptophyta; Magnoliopsida; Proteales; Nelumbonaceae
Source: RefSeq, a predicted model, not a curated record